CGAGGAACUGGCCUAACGACUACUCAAUCGACAACUUGUCGGGCGGAACGCUCUCACAACACUUUCGCAGCUCGAGCGGACAAGAAGGGUUCCCGGUGGCUGCAGACCUGUGGAAAAAUAAAUUAUAAUCACGACGCGAUUGCAGUGCGUAUUUCUAGUGCGGUUUAGUGGACUUGGGAUCGAUCAAAUUGCACAAGGGUUUUAUCAAUCCAGUGAAAGAAAAACGCAGACUUAAUACACUCACCAUUGCCGGCUAGUGAAUUACAAAUAAAUUUAAAAGCGCUCUGUGCUUCAAAAGUGCCGCUUCUCAAAAUAGCAGUGGGAAAGAGACAUUUUCCUACUCGAAAGUUUUAUAGACUUCUUCAAAAUUCUCUCCUCACUGUGGACCCCUGGAGGAGGCGGUGGAGGCACCACCACCACCACUCCCAGCACCACGCCCGACAUACCGCCCUCGAAGGCCAAGUUCAAGAUCACCGUCGUGAGCACGCCCAGCCCCUCCCCGCCGCCUACGCCCCCUCCGGCUGGAUCUAUGCUGGCACAAAUGGUCGAGACAAAUUCCCCGCCGGCGGGUUACACCCUCAAAAGGUCGCCCAGCGAUCUCGGCGAGCAGCAGCAGCCUCCAAGGCAGAUCUCGCGAUCUCCGGGCAACACGGCCGCCUAUCACCUGACCACCGCCAUGCUCCUGAACUCCCAGCAAUGCGGCUACUUGGGCCAGCGAUUGCAGUCGGUCCUCCAGCAGCAGCACGCCCAGCACCAGCAGUCACAAAGUCAAACUCCGUCCUCCGAUGAUGGCAGCCAGUCGGGUGUCACCAUUCUGGAAGAGGAAAGAAGAGGCGGAGCCGCAGCCGCAUCUCUCUUCACCAUUGACAGCAUUUUGGGCUCCCGUCAACAGGGUGGAGGGUCCGCUCCAAGUCAAGGCAACCACAUCAGCAGCAAUAGCAACCAAAAUGGACUGACCUCGAAUGGCAUCAGUUUGGGUCUGAAGAGAAGUGGCGCCGAGUCCCCCGCCUCGCCGAACUCAAACUCUAGUUCUAGCGCAGCCGCCAGUCCCAUCCGACCGCAGAGGGUUCCUGCCAUGCUGCAGCAUCCUGGCCUGCAUCUGGGUCACUUGGCGGCUGCAGCGGCGAGCGGUUUUGCCGCCUCUCCCUCGGAUUUUCUGGUGGCGUACCCCAACUUCUAUCCAAACUACAUGCACGCCGCUGCGGUGGCGCAUGUGGCCGCUGCUCAGAUGCAGGCGCAUGUGAGUGGAGCAGCCGCUGGAUUGUCGGGUCACGGGCACCAUCCGCACCACCCACAUGGGCACCCGCACCACCCACAUCUGGGCGCCCACCAUCACGGACAGCACCACCUCAGCCAUCUGGGUCAUGGACCUCCGCCGAAGAGGAAGCGUCGCCAUCGCACCAUCUUCACGGAGGAGCAGUUGGAGCAACUGGAGGCCACCUUCGACAAAACCCACUACCCAGAUGUGGUGCUCAGGGAACAACUUGCCCUCAAGGUGGAUCUCAAAGAGGAAAGAGUUGAGGUGUGGUUCAAGAACCGGCGGGCCAAGUGGCGCAAGCAGAAGCGCGAGGAGCAGGAGCGGCUGCGAAAGUUGCAGGAGGAGCAAUGCGGCAGCACCACCAACGGCACCACCAGCAGCAACAGCGGCACCACCAGCACCACCGGCAAUGGGUCCAUGCCCGUAAAGUGCCCCGGAUCCGAUCACUAUUCCGCGCAACUAGUGCACAUCAAGAGCGAUCCGAAUGGGUACAGCGAUGCCGACGAGUCCUCCGACCUGGAAGUGGCCUAGGAAGGGGCGUGGCAUGCGGAUGUGGUGUAUAUAUGGAACGAUCGAACGGUCGAAGAACGAUGUCGGGUUAGGAGGUGAUUUAAGUGUAUUAAGUAUGUUGUGUAAAUUAAAGGGAAUCUCAUACCUAAACUAGUUUAGUGAGCUGCACACCUAUUUAUUUAUUGAAUCUGUAUACGACUGACUACUUAAACUGGAUUAAAUAGUUCAAAGAGCUUUGCGAUAAUGGUCGUUGGCUCAAAUGUUUUGUUUUGUAAAUAGAGAGAAACCCCUUUUCGAACACUUUUUGUUACUAGGUUGUAAGUUGAUAGAAGGGAGAGCCCCGACAACCCUAGAAAAUAUCUUAAUUAUAUUUAGUAAAAUUGUACAGUCACCUAAAUCUAUGUGAGUGUGGAUGUGCGCGAAUGUAUUGUAUCAAACUAGAGCGUGAAUGCAUUUUGUGGUAUUUGUUUCGUGUCCCGUGUCCAAGUCCAAAGUUUAUUGCAUCUAUAUACAAAUCUCCAUAAAGCGUAUUGAUAAAUAAGCAAGCAUACCAUACUAGACGAAAGUUAAGUGUCAUUCCUCCAACGAUUAAUUCUAAUGUUAAACCUAAACUAACUUAUUGAGAACCGAAAAUAAAACGCAAACUCGCCAAAAGUCAAAC
Molecule: messenger RNA, 2429 nt
Organism: Drosophila erecta
Lineage: Eukaryota; Metazoa; Arthropoda; Insecta; Diptera; Drosophilidae
Gene: Gsc
Product: homeobox protein goosecoid
Exons: 3
Coding region: 530-1789 (419 amino acids)
Biological process (GO): regulation of transcription by RNA polymerase II
Cellular component (GO): nucleus
Molecular function (GO): RNA polymerase II cis-regulatory region sequence-specific DNA binding; DNA-binding transcription factor activity, RNA polymerase II-specific
Source: RefSeq, a predicted model, not a curated record